CGUUAGUAGACUAGAGAUACACGGCUCAUGAGAUUUUGUACCCGUGUGUCCCGCCCUCAUCACCAUCACCAGUUAACUCUCUCACAUAAAAACCACAAAAAUACAAAUACGCAAUGGGUUUCUGGCCAUUCUCAAGCGAAUCCCGCGCAGACGCCAUUCGAUCCGGCGACGCGAUACCAAACCGUCAAGAGCGCAAGAUCUGCUGGGCCGCCCGCGAUGCCUACUUCAACUGUCUAGACGCCCACAACAUCGUCGACGCCACCAAGGAUCCAUCAGCGACAAAGAAGGCUUGUCCAGUUGAGACGGCGGAUUUUGAGAGGGACUGUGCAGCUGCUUGGGUCAAGUACUUCAAGCAGUGGAGGGUUGCGGAUAUCCAGAAGAAGCGACGCCUGGAUGAGUUGAGGGCACAGGGUGCACAGGAGAUGACGGUUACGACGAGUUUUGCGCCAGAGGGUGGUGCUGGGGAGAAGGGCAAGGGUGUGGGCGAUAUUCAGGCCAUGUUGGACCAGAAGAAGUAACGGGAUUGGAGGAACAAGAUGAUGGAUGAAUGAGACAACGGACACGGAAAAGGCUUCACAAAAGGCCAUUACUUGUUUUACAUAUUUGUAUUAUAUCAUUGUAAACUACCACAAUAUCACCAACUCACACCCCAAAAGGUACAAUCACAACUGCAAUUGCACUCACUGUACCACCUUCACAUCA
Fusarium oxysporum Fo47 is the source of this 702-nucleotide messenger RNA. RefSeq names its product cytochrome oxidase c subunit VIb-domain-containing protein. Gene Ontology annotation, biological process: mitochondrial respiratory chain complex IV assembly. The transcript has a single exon. Lineage: Eukaryota; Fungi; Ascomycota; Sordariomycetes; Hypocreales; Nectriaceae. Bases 114 to 518 code for a protein of 134 amino acids. The record is from RefSeq and is a predicted model, not a curated record. Gene Ontology annotation, cellular component: respiratory chain complex IV; mitochondrial intermembrane space; mitochondrion.